This is a messenger RNA of Colletotrichum phormii, 331 nucleotides long. RefSeq lists its product as uncharacterized. The coding region runs from base 5 to 223 and encodes 72 amino acids. The transcript has a single exon. The record is from RefSeq and is a predicted model, not a curated record. NCBI's taxonomy places the organism in Eukaryota, Fungi, Ascomycota, Sordariomycetes, Glomerellales, Glomerellaceae.
GAGUAUGUCGCUCAGCCUGUCGUCGGCAAGCAGCAUGCCUCCCAACAAGAGAAAGACAUUUUUUCACCUUCCUCGAGAGCUGCGGGACAUGAUUUACCGGUUCUACGUCGUGUCCGACGGAGGCUAUGUCCUGAAUCCCGAAUCCAAUAGACUCAGAGAUGCCAUGGGCAGACCAAUCGACCUGGCUCUUUCGUACAGUGCAAACGUGCUGCCGACGAAAUGAGGGGCCUUGCCCUGUCGGUGAACACCAUCACCGUUUCAACCUUUUACUCGCCAGACGAACGCCACAAAGCUAGAGACUUUGACCUCGUCAUGAUGAUUCUGAAUGAAG